CGGAGGGCGGGCCUGGCUCUUCUUUGAGGACCACCUUAGGCACGCUCCCACCCCUUGGCUAAAGAAAAUAAUGCCGACUCCACUCAUUUUUCUUUAGUUGUAUAGUUAUCAUCUGGGAAAACCUUCUCCCUUUAGACUACAGCAGUUAAAAGGAAUAUUUGGAAUACCAAAGCAUUUUUUUGCAGUGAUUUCUUUUUGUGAUCUCAAUUCUUCCCUGCCUCUCAAAAAAUUAAUCAGAAUUGGAAACCAUCUGCUCUGAGGAUUGGAAAGCUAUUCCCCAAGCUGAUCAAAGAUGUUUAUUAAACUUCAACUCUUCAUCUUCGUUCUAGGGAGUGUGCCUUUCGUAGCACUUGCUGAAGAAGCAAGCUCAGUUCUAGAAGGAGAAGAAAGUGCAAAAAUUGAUUUCAGAGACAGAAAUGACACAGAAUUUGAAGAAUUAUCAACCCUGCUGCCCACAAGACUGCACCACGCAACAAAUCUCUUGGAGUUUGGAGAACUGAUGACCACAGAAAGUGCGUUUGCCACAAGUGAAGACAGUGAGCAUUCUACUGGUUACGAAACUAACACAGAAACUGUCGAUGGUGGACGGAGUGGGGAACCAGAGAAAACUGAAAAAGGUGGCCUGGAAACAAUUGCACUGGUUGGAAUAAUCAUUGGAAUCAUAGUUGCAGUUGGAAUCCUUGCAGGAAUAAUAAUUGCUGUUGUAAGGAAGAUGUCAGGCAGGUACUCGCCCUGAAAAUAGUUGAAACAAGCAACCAUGCCAUUCUGCACCAGAAAACACAAGUGCUUCUUAUUUCAUAAGAACCAAAGACAACUCCUGUAGUGCUGUGAGGAGAUGAUCCAUGGAAAAUAUGGUCAAAGAAUUCCAGGUCUAUGGGGAUCCCACACAACUCUAAGGACUCCUUCCCUGCCCCAGACUACAGAGUAUGGAACAUUUAAUAGGAUUUUUACUAACCAGGAAUUUACUAGAGGAACAAAAAAGAUUAUGCAGUAAGAAAAAAACCGCAGCAGCAAUGAGAUUUACAUCUGAAAAGUGAUUUGCAGGUAAUAUACGCUAGCUUGAUUUUUAAACGCUACCAAAGAUUAUUUCACAUUCCAUUUUUUUAAUGCAUUUAUUUAAAAACACAUAUCCAGAAUCUUUCAAGUUUUUGGCUGGUGAAGUGCUUGUGGCAUGUUCGCUACUAAACGAUGUAUCAAAAAGGAGGAUUGGCUUCAGAGAGAAACAGUUAUUUACGAAGUUAGAAAAUAUUAGAUACUGGAAGCUAAAAUCUUUCUGCUAUUGAUACAGAUUGUCCGCUCUUGAUACUUAUGUGGCAAAAUAUGGUAGGCCCAGCUGGAACUGACCUACCAACUAAACGCUUGCUCAUCUGACUGUUGCACCAGGAAUUUCCUGUCUUGUUGCAGAGACACGCAGGGAUUGAAAUACACAUCCUGAAUUAAAGGGUGCUUGGAAAAUACCCAGUUUUGAUGGGUCACUUUAAGCAGUUACUCAGCACGCUUUAGAGCUGACAUGUAGAGGCUUCUGAACUAGUUUAUACUUUUUUUUCUUUUCUUUCCAACUGUCUGAUUUGCUAACUGGAUAGUUGGCUUGUUUGAUAACAUGUGCAACACUAGAUCAGAGUGUGUUACUGAGGUAUAACACACCUUGGGAGUCUACAGCUUUUCUGUGGCAUAUUUAGUGCAGCAGGACCCGAAUGCACAGAGAUCAGAGCAAAGGCUUUGUACAUCAAGUGGUGGCAACACGUUCUGUUCUUCAAACUCUGAGGCACUGAAAUGUUUGGUGUGAAAAUCACAGUAAUCCAUAUGGUCAAUAUUUGCUAAGCAGGUCAACUUAAAUAUAUUUGCUUUUCUGUUUCUUUCAUGUGCCAUGAACUACAAUAUCAAUCCAAGCUUUGGAAAUAAAAAUUAUAAUGUAAAUUA
Messenger RNA from Columba livia (rock pigeon), 1920 nucleotides. RefSeq names its product podoplanin (gene PDPN). NCBI's taxonomy places the organism in Eukaryota, Metazoa, Chordata, Aves, Columbiformes, Columbidae. Gene Ontology annotation, biological process: positive regulation of epithelial to mesenchymal transition; Rho protein signal transduction; lung development. Gene Ontology annotation, cellular component: lamellipodium; basolateral plasma membrane; filopodium. Bases 293 to 736 code for a protein of 147 amino acids. The record is from RefSeq and is a predicted model, not a curated record. Gene Ontology annotation, molecular function: signaling receptor binding; protein-folding chaperone binding; chemokine binding. The transcript is spliced from 6 exons.